Messenger RNA from Cynara cardunculus var. scolymus (artichoke), 1119 nucleotides. RefSeq names its product expansin-A10-like. Gene Ontology annotation, cellular component: extracellular region. The record is from RefSeq and is a predicted model, not a curated record. Gene Ontology annotation, biological process: plant-type cell wall organization. Bases 15 to 785 code for a protein of 256 amino acids. The transcript is spliced from 4 exons. NCBI's taxonomy places the organism in Eukaryota, Viridiplantae, Streptophyta, Magnoliopsida, Asterales, Asteraceae.
CUUACUUCCCUUGCAUGUAUUUCUUCUCUAAAGGAAAAAUGGCUCCAAUUGGGGUUUUAAUGGUGGGUAUUCUGUCUAUGGUCUCAAUGGUUCAAGGCUACAAUGGAGGUUGGGUGGAUGCUCAUGCUACCUUCUAUGGAGGUGGUGAUGCUUCUGGCACUAUGGGUGGGGCUUGUGGAUAUGGGAACCUAUACAGUCAAGGGUAUGGUACAAACACAGCAGCACUGAGUACAACACUAUUCAACAAUGGGAGGAGUUGUGGAGCUUGCUUUGAAAUUAAGUGUGCAGGAGAGCCAAAAUGGUGCCAUCCUGGUUCUAUAGUGGUCACUGCUACUAAUUUCUGUCCUCCAAACAAUGCCUUACCAAAUAACGCAGGAGGCUGGUGUAACCCUCCCCUACAACACUUUGAUCUCUCUCAACCUGUUUUUCAGCAAAUCGCUCAAUACAGAGCUGGAAUUGUUCCUGUUCAUUACAGGAGGGUACCUUGUAAGAAGAAAGGAGGAAUCAGAUUCACAGUGAAUGGACACUCAUACUUCAACUUGGUGCUGAUAACAAACGUAGGAGGAGCAGGGGAUGUAACCGCCGUUGCCAUCAAAGGUUCAAAGACUGGAUGGGUACCCAUGUCGAGGAAUUGGGGCCAGAACUGGCAGAGCAACUCAAAUCUUGAUGGGCAAGCUUUAUCUUUCAAGGUAACCACCAGUGAUGGCCGCACAGUCGUCUGCAACAACGCAGUUCCCGCCGGUUGGUCCUUCGGCCAGACAUUUACCGGUGGACAGUUCACAUAGGAAUUUCAUCAAACAGAUGGCACCCACAAAAAAGGGCUCGUAUUAGAGAGGCUCUUUUAUCAUCCUUUUCGUAGUUGUAUUGUAUGUGCUUUAGAAUAGGGUCGUGUGAAGUGUUAUUAUUACCUUUCUCUUCUAUUGUUUUUGGGUGGAGGAGAGAGGUAGAAUGCGGUGGCGCUGGUGGUUAAAAAAAGCACCGGCCAAGCGCUUGCAUCGUCUUUUGCAAAAAAGAAACAGCUUUUUAGCAAUAGCAGGUGAUGAGUGUCAGACACACCGCUUGUUUCGUGUUGUUUGUCUGUGUAGCUCCAUAAUCAAUGAUGUUUACAGUUGCAAUCUA